UGUAAGAGAUAUGAUUGGACUUCGUUGUAAACAUGUGCAUUUUUUUUUGUAGGUUGUCUAUGAUCUUUUCUAGCAGUCAUGAAUGUAUUUAAUUCGUAAACUCUAAGUCCAUGGCCUUUAUAGUUAAAACGGUGAAGACCGUUCGAAAUAAUUGGAAGAAAUCUGUAGUUGCUGCUGUUGCUGUGUAUUAUGUUGGAAGAUUUGCAGUUCGAAAAUAUAAUGAAGAUUUACUGAGAAGAGAAUUUUGUAAUGAAGCAAAGAAAUAUGGGAAAGUGAAAAUAGGUGUGACAGAUAAACCAAGAAGAAUUAUAGUGUUUUUGAACCCAGCUUCUGCAUCAGGAGGAGCUGUGAAAUCUUUCAAUAAGAAUGCUGCACCAAUAUUACAUUUAGCGGGAAUAGAAGUGAAUGUUGUCAAGACAGAAUUUGAGGGACAGGUGAAGAAGUUUCUAACAGCUUUAGAGAAACAUGAAACUAAUGCAGUAGUGGUUGCCGGGGGAGAUGGAACAUUACUAGAGGCAGUGACUGGUUUUAUGAGGAAGGAUGAUAUGUCUUUUCGGCAAAGUGUACCAAUAGGAGUUAUACCUCUUGGAUCAAUGAACAGAUUUGCCAGACUAUUAUUUGGAACAGACAAGGAUGAAGUGAGGAUGCUAUUAGAAUCAGCCAUGGCAAUAGUGAAAGGAGAAACAAAGAAAAUAGAUGUCCUUGGCAUUCAGGGAGAAGAUGGUAGAACAUCAUUUUCUUUAUCUGGAUUACAGACAGGUGUUUAUAGAGAUGCUGAGGCUAGGAAAUCUAAGUAUUGGUACUUUGGCCCAUUGAAACAUCGCUGGACCCAUGUAAGAACUGCAAUGAAGGAAUGGCCACCUGUAUUUAAAGCAAAGAUCAGUUAUGUUUUAGCAACAGAAGAAAAUACAAAGCCUGUUUUUACAUCACAAAUCCAGAAACAAUCUCCUGCCCCACAAUCCAAAAGUUGGUUUAGUUUUCUAUAUAAGAUAAAGCCAGCACAACAAGAUCCAAAAUACAAUGAAGAAGAAAUGGAUGACAGUUUGGAUGAAGAAAUAACAGAAGAACUAGAUACAAUAGAAUUCUGUGUCAAUUCAUCAAACUUGAAUGACCCCUCAAAGAAUUUGAAGGGGUUUGAGUGUAAAAUAGGACCAUCAGAACCCAACAAAACUGAAGUCGUCAAAGAAGGUUGGAGAAGAAUAAAUGAUAAAAGUUUGCAGUUAGGAUCACCUACAGAUAAAUCACUCAUUGUUAAAAAGAUAAAAUUGAUUCCUGAAAUCAUAGAUCAGGAAGAACCAUCUUGGUUUGAUAUUGAUGGAGAAAAUUAUGAAGCCAUGCCUAUAGAAAUAAAACUGCUUAAAAACAGACUAAAUGUAUUUUAUAAUGGAAGUAUUUCACCUAGCUGAUAUUGUCAUGUGAUAGUUAAUGAAUAAAUUUUUGAAUAUA
Messenger RNA from Mytilus californianus (California mussel), 1446 nucleotides. RefSeq names its product acylglycerol kinase, mitochondrial-like. The coding region runs from base 111 to 1406 and encodes 431 amino acids. Gene Ontology annotation, molecular function: acylglycerol kinase activity; ceramide kinase activity; ATP-dependent diacylglycerol kinase activity. The record is from RefSeq and is a predicted model, not a curated record. Gene Ontology annotation, cellular component: mitochondrion; TIM22 mitochondrial import inner membrane insertion complex. Lineage: Eukaryota; Metazoa; Mollusca; Bivalvia; Mytilida; Mytilidae. Gene Ontology annotation, biological process: protein insertion into mitochondrial inner membrane; ceramide biosynthetic process. The transcript has 14 exons.